AUGGGAUCGACAAUUCUUGUGCUUGUUGGAGCUGGCGCUGCGCUCGUCAGCGCCGUCACAGAGCGAGCAACUAUUUCCGAAAUUGAUGUAGUCACUGGCACUUUUGAGCUGGGAACUGCAAGAUCCCACACAGUCUCUUUGUUGUCGGCCAGCAUCGUUUCUGCGUCGACCUCCCUCGUUGCCUCAAAAGCUUCGGGAGUCGAGACGACUGGUCCUUUUGGAGAAUCCGUGGGUCAAGAUCAAUCCGGUUCUGAUACGGUCAGCGUCCAAGGCGUCACAACCAUUCGGUGCACAUCAUAUUAUCCCAUGCCUGCCUCUGCCUCUGUUCUUUACGGAAAUGUUACUUCAGCUGCUCGUGACGGCUGUUCCUCAAAGUCUAGCAUCUGUUCUCCUACAACCUCGUCCUCUGAAGGCAUGAUCUUUGCCCAGUCAACGAGUACCGACUCUGCUCACCCCUCUGGCGGUGCUAUCCCUUCAUCAAAUGUAAAUGACACUGCCCUUUCAGGUCCUUACCCUUCAAUGACUGGGACCAGCACUUUGUUCCCCACUGCCAUCGCCGCUACGACCACUUUAUCAUCUUGCAACAUCACCACAGCUACCGUGGUUACGACCGAGUCUCGUACGUUCACCAAGACCGUUGUCAGUUCCACUAGCGAUCUCACUGACUUGGACCCUUCUCUUCCCACGGGCACUUUGGUUUCACUUUCGAAUACUGCCGCCGCGGCCGGUUUCAACAGGUUCAAGAUCGCUCUGUUUGUAUUUGGUUUCAUCAGUCUGAUACUUUAA
Molecule: messenger RNA, 786 nt
Organism: Verruconis gallopava
Lineage: Eukaryota; Fungi; Ascomycota; Dothideomycetes; Venturiales; Sympoventuriaceae
Exons: 4
Coding region: 1-786 (261 amino acids)
Source: RefSeq, a predicted model, not a curated record